AUGGCGUCUCGUGGAAAGAAAGGUCUCCGACCCGAGGAUCAGCAGCGUCUGAUGGAUGAAUAUGGAAUCUCAUUUGAUGGUCCCUUACUUCCUUGUGAGUGGCCAAUACACCACAGAGAAAAUUUUGCCAAGGUCCGCCAAAUCAAGAAAGAGACCUACGAUGAUUAUGGGAGAGACGGCAGAUUAGAACACCGAUUGACGGUCUUGUCCGACAUCAUGCAUAUCAAGCAACAGGCCGCCAAGCUCCGCAGCGAGGCGUAUCGGUGUCGUAGGCAGAGGGUCAAUGAAGGCACGUGGAGGUUGUCGACCGAGAAUAUUGUCACCUCCAGAUUUAAGGCUGAGGUUAUAUGUCGCAAAUGCCGCAAGCGGUUCUGGGAGGCGGAUUUUCAGGCAGAGCAAACCGAGUGGGCCGUAGCGGCCGAAGAUUUACGAGAAAGACGCGCGAAAAGGUUGCCAUGCAGUUGCAGCAACGAGGAAAGGAUGUUAGUGGAUAUUCAUGAUCCAGGCUCUAGUUCUUUGUUUGCACAUCGCUCGGACACGCCCUUACAAUAUCACUGCGAGGAUCGCCGACUCCUUGAACAGGGCAUUCCCCAGCGAAUUCCAGAUCUUAUCAUUGGCCUGGAGCAUACCGCCAGCCUGAAACAACUGCUACCCAAAUCUCAGUCGUUGAAGCACAGCCCCUUCAUAGACGGCCAUGCGUCAUAUCCCUUCCUUCUAAUUGAAGCGAAAUCGGAGAAAGGCAGCCCCGGCUUUGAGUCGGUCGAACGACAGAGCGCAUUCCCUCUAAGAACAUUGCUGAAGCUCCAGCAAGACUUACAACAAGUGAAUCAAAUUUUCAUCAGCCCGUUAGUAUGGUUCAUGGCAAACCAAGGAGAUGAAUGGCGGGUUUAUGCGUGCGUCGUUGACGGAACACGAUACAUGUUGCUUAUUGUUGAUCACAUUUGUGACUGGGCACGAGAUAUCUUUCGGCCAAACGUCCUCCGCUGUCUCAGUGGCCGCGAUGACGUUUGGCGGGACGAGACACCUGCGUCUAUUUACCCCGAGUGCCCGCCUAACGCUGACCCAAGUUCCGAUACUGUGACGCUAAGAAGUCUCCAGUCUAUCACCAGACGGACCCAUAGUCUUUCUCUAGACCCAGUCUCGAGGGAUUCGCAGGUCACCGCCUCUGUCCGUCUUCGAUCAGAAGAAUCCGAGGACCGUUCAGAUAUCACAUUCAAUGAGCCACCUCAUCCGUACUUACGAUACUCACACAGCAGUGUUCAUCUGCCUCCUUGGGGACAAUUUGCCACUAUUCGUCAUUCAGAUAUGAUUCGUUUCUCUUUCCACAUCUUAUCUAUCCCGGAAGAUACGUCCCAGGUUCGAAGAGUGCUAGGAUCAUUGGGCGAGCCGAACUUGGGUGUACACGACACUUGUUCCUUGCUGUUGCAGUUGAUGGAAGAUGACCAAAGCGUCACAGUGACCAUGAAUGCCAUCUACCAACUGGAGGCUAUGUGGACUGACCGGCCAUACAGCCUAAACGCUCUUGCAGAUCAUCCUGUCCGUGCUCGGGUUCUAUUCAACACCUAUAUCAGCGAGGACUGGCAAGUGGUCAGAGAGAUUCAUUGCAUUGUGGCAUCUCGAUUAGCCCUCCGAGCACUGAUGCUUGUGACCACCGGGAGGCACCUCGUCGCGCCACGCGGGGCCAAUUUUCCGGACAUUAGCGUUGAGACAGAAGGAGUGCAUUCCCUCCGCCGCUUGUCGGGGGGCUAUUCGGUGGCCGCUGCUCUUUCGGCGGCGUAUCUUUGUUUGGUUACAGACGCAUCGGAUUCCGGGGAGACCCAUUCGUCUUGGGCCUUGCGCAAGGUGGCUGAACAGAAUCCGCUCUUCGAUUUUGAAAAGAAACUCGCGUACAAGCAAGCGUGCAACCCAACCUCGGUGAAACUUGAGGCCAUUUCAGGCAGUUCCAGCGUACCCGAUGAAUUCGGAUCCCUUUAUGGCUUAACUAAAAAUAUGGACCGCACAGGUGCUAUUCUGAUCAAAAAGCCUCUCUUUUGGACCUCAGAGUCUCCGGAUUUCUGCCUCAUGGUGGUCGAUGGCACAUCCUUCACGGAUCCAGUCGAACUAGGUCGCAAGUUAUCACGGGUCUGCGAGGUUCAGAAUAUUUACAUUACGGAACCAGAAAAGGGGAAGGGGGCGCACCCAUUAUCGGAGCGUGAUCAAAUUGGUAUUCUGCGAUGGAUAGAGAUACUUUCAGGCCGACUACCGGACGAUUCACCGUGUUUCAUUGACUAA
This is a messenger RNA of Aspergillus thermomutatus, 2271 nucleotides long. RefSeq lists its product as uncharacterized. Bases 1 to 2271 code for a protein of 756 amino acids. The record is from RefSeq and is a predicted model, not a curated record. Lineage: Eukaryota; Fungi; Ascomycota; Eurotiomycetes; Eurotiales; Aspergillaceae. The transcript is spliced from 4 exons.